AUGGCUCUCUCCAGCAAUGAGAAGCGAGCUCAACGACGCCAGCAGUGCCGGGAAGCCCUGGCCGAUCAUAUCCAUAAACGUCUCGGAUUACACAUUGCGCCCAGCGAAGUUCGCUUGCAGCCAUCUCAGGACGAUGGGUAUGCAUGGUCCGUUACCGACCGAUCAGCCCACCUCUUACAGGGAAGUCUGAGCAAUGGGUCGGUGGGACGGUAUGACGCUAUAUGUGCCGAGCUGGGCGUGUCGAUCGAAGCGGUACGCCCCGAAGUUCUCGGGGAUAAUGGGCCAACGUACCUCGGUGAAGAUGACGAGCCUUCUCUUGGCGACGAGUCUUUCACUGCCGUCAUCCAGCGGCUAAGCCUCGAGAACGAGAAGCUCAAGAGCGAGAUUGGUCGUAUCCAGCGCCAUGCGGAAACCAUGUCUCAUACAUGUAGCCGUUGGGAAGCGAAAUACCGGAAGCUAGAGGAGGAGGGUGCGCGGCAAGAACGCUCUAUAGCUAGCCUGCAAGAGGGACUACGUUUCGCAAGGGACGAUAUCUCGCAGGCGAUCCGGCUUCUACAGCGACACCAAUCUCGAAAUGAAACCCCCCUCGGCACUGGCUCCGGGGCAGUCCCUUUGUGCCGAUAG
This is a messenger RNA of Aspergillus calidoustus, 624 nucleotides long. The record is from the annotation of a GenBank genome assembly. NCBI's taxonomy places the organism in Eukaryota, Fungi, Ascomycota, Eurotiomycetes, Eurotiales, Aspergillaceae.